AUGACUGAACUCGCUUGUUACAAGCAGGUCAGUUUCCUGCAAGAGCUAACAUACUCCAGCUCGGAUAUGACUCACGUACUGCAAGCAACAUCCUUACAUCGCAGCAGCAGUCACUAGCUUAAGGUUCAGUAUGCAGUCCUAACGCUUGGUCGUUAUGCCCCCUAGGACGAGAUGCGAAUGGGCGUUCUCUGAAUCUCUUCAGCAUGAUGACAGGGACCAUGCGAAAACAUAUCCACGGACCACAAAGCAACGUACUGAAAUAUAUAGUCCUUCAUCUCCACACGCUCACGCAAAAGCCUACGCAUCAUCACACUUGUACUCUAAACACCAAAAUUCUCUGUCAAUCAUCUCCCUAUAUUACUGCCUCCGCUGUUACAUUGCACCUUAUCAUCGUCGACAGCUGCGCUUAUUGGGCCGCUCCAUUCUAUCAUGGGUCACUGAGCCCGACCAUCUCGUGCACAAUCACCAUGACCUGCACUGCUUUCGCGAGCGCCGCCACCAAAACGGAGCAUCCUGAUAGAUACAUACAUCAUCGUACUGCUUCGCUUGGUCACCACAGCUGGCGUUCUCAUUCCUGUAGAUCAGACCAUCAUGGCCUGACAAGCUGUCCGUACACAAGCAAGAGUCAAACAAGAAGGCGGAACCUGGAGUAAAUUGAACGCACUGUAGUCACUAGGUGAAGCAUGGAACUCACUCUUACGAGGUUGCAUGUUCGAAUAAACCGUUGCCAUCGCUACCUUGUAAAG
Didymella exigua CBS 183.55 is the source of this 746-nucleotide messenger RNA. RefSeq lists its product as uncharacterized. NCBI's taxonomy places the organism in Eukaryota, Fungi, Ascomycota, Dothideomycetes, Pleosporales, Didymellaceae. The coding region runs from base 204 to 653 and encodes 149 amino acids. The record is from RefSeq and is a predicted model, not a curated record. The transcript has a single exon.